Messenger RNA from Anthostomella pinea, 1674 nucleotides. Lineage: Eukaryota; Fungi; Ascomycota; Sordariomycetes; Xylariales; Xylariaceae. The record is from the annotation of a GenBank genome assembly.
AUGGCCAUGUCCGACUCGGAAAAGCACGAUCACAAGGCGCCCGAGGUCAACCCGCACCUCUACGCGACCAAUCACUCCGAUGAGGAGGUCGGCGUCGUCGCGAAGGGCGCUGCCCUCAAGACCGAUCUGCAUGGUCGACACAUGCAGAUGAUUGCGAUUGUGUUGCUAACGGGCCUGCUCUCAACAGGUGGUGCCAUCGGAGCUGGUCUGUUUAUUGGGACUGGAAAUGCGCUCUACAGCGGUGGCCCUGCUUCCCUGGUCAUUGGCUACACCAUCGUCGGUAUCAUGUUGCUCUUCACCAUGCAGGCUCUCGGCGAGUUGGCUGUCCUCUACCCGGUCAACGGCGCCUUCUACACCUACAUUGUGCGCUUCAUUGACCCUUCAUGGGGUUUUGCCGUGGGCUGGGAAUACGCCAUUGGCUGGCUUACCGUCUUACCAUUCGAGCUGAUCGCCGCCGGUGCCACCAUCGAGUACUGGAGGAGCGAUAUCAACGUGGCCGUCUGGGUCACUGUGUUCUUGGUCGUCCUCACCAUCAUUCAGGUCUUCGGCGUCCGGGGCUACGGUGAAGUUGAGUUCGUCCUCAGUAUGAUCAAGAUCGCCGCCUGCAUUGGAUUCAUCAUCUUCGGUAUUGUCGUCGACUGCGGUGGGGUUGGCGACAAGGGCUAUCUGGGGGCGAGAUACUGGUACGAUCCAGGUGCCUUCCGGAAUGGUUUCAAUGGAUUCGCAGGUGUCUUCGUUGUUGCGGCUUUCGCCUUUGGCGGCACCGAGUUGGUCGGUCUGGCAGCCGCCGAGUCCGCGAACCCGAGAAAGGCAAUCCCGCUGGCCGCUAAGCAGGUCUUCUUCCGAAUCGCCUUUUUCUACAUCGUCAACCUCUUCAUCCUCGGCCUCAUCUUCCGCGCAGACGACCCGCGUCUUGAGCAUGCCACCGGUUCAAACUCGAGGUUUUCGCCCUUUACGCUGGCCAUCCAAGACGCCGGUGUCGCCGCGUUGCCGUCCAUCUUCAAUGUCGUCAUUACCAUCUCGGUUAUCAGCGUCGCGAACUCGUGCACCUUUGGCUCGACCCGUACUAUGCAAGCCAUGGCUGAGCGCGGCAUGGCGCCCAAAUUCCUCUCGUACGUUGAUAAAGACGGUCGACCCGUGUGGUGCAUCGUCAUCCAAUUGGUUUUCGGUCUUCUCGGCUACGUCGGCGCGGCGCCGAACGGAGGCGUAGCUUUCGACUGGCUUCUGGCUCUGAGUGGUCUGGCAUACUUCUUCGCCUGGGGUUCAUGUUGCCUGGCUCACAUCCGGUUCCGAAUGGCCUACAAGGCACAAGGACGAGACUUGCGGGAAAUUCCCUACAAGGCUCCCUGGGGGAUCUGGGGAAGCGCAAUUGCUUUCUUCCUCAACAUCGUCUGCUUGAUCGCCACGUUCUACAAUGCUCUCUACCCCGACCCCAAUGCCACUCCCGACGCCGAAGUCUUCUUCCAGAAGUACCUGGCAGCCUUCAUCGUGCUAGGCUUGUACAUAUUCUGGAAGUGCUACUCUCGCGACUGGAAGAUGUGGGUCAAGCUCCAGGACAUCGAUCUGGUAUCCGGCAGCCGCCCGCUCGAGCCGGAGGAGUUCGACAGCAUCGAGUUCCACGAGAAGCUGACCCUGAAGAACUUCCCCAUGCGUGUUCUCAGGAGCAUCUUCUAA